AUGGAUCAAUGGGAUCCAUCGUCCGACGUGGUCUUCCCAGGGCACCUGAGGAGUUUUUCCAGUGCCACGGGCUAUGGCUUUGUACAUAACAAGGAGCUCCAAGAGAAGUUCGGACGCGAUGUCUAUGUACACGCAUCCUUGCUCCCUGCCGGAAUCGUUUGUGGUGCGAAGGUGGUUUUCACCCUGGGAGUGAAUGACCGUGGUCAACCGCAGUGUCGACAGGUUUGGGAAGAGGACACCUCUGAACUGGAUCAAAAUGCCAUCUUCGAGCUGCUCCCAGUGGCUGCUUUGAAACCCUUCCCAGGCUGCUCACAUGUCGAGGAGGAGACUAUUCGACUGCUCUCAUGGAACAUUUUGGCGCCCAGCUACUGCAAUGGCCUAUACUUCAAGGACGUCCAAUCCGAAUUCCUCCGCUGGUCCCGACGCGCUUGGCAGAUCAAGGCUCUACUCUUUUCGUUGUGCCCUGACAUUGUGUGCCUGCAAGAGGUGGAAUGCCAGCGCCUGGGGGAAUUGGGUUUGUAUUCCUAUCAAGCAGAGUACCUUCAACGUCCAGCUGGAGCUACUGGGACUCGCUUGGAUGGCUGCUUAGUGGCCUGGCGUUCCGAUCGCUUCCGACUUUUGAGGAAGAAAGCGUUGCGCUACGAUGAGCAUCUGCCGCCAGAUGGAGAACGAGGGCACUCGGGACAUGUGGCUCUGUUGGUGGAGCUCCAGCCUCUGGAUCGCUUGAAGCAGCCCUUACUGGUGGCCACCACCCACCUGAAAUUCGGGGAGGCGGAAGACCUGCGACUCGCACAGGCAAAGAUCCUGCUGCGUAGCAUUGAGCAGUUCGGAAAUGAGCAAAUUCUGUUGUGCGGCGACUUGAACUGUUUGCCCAACAGCGACACCUACAACUUCCUGAGUCAGAGGUUGCAUUCUGCAUACCAGGAUUUGGAGGGUGAUGAGAAUGGACUUUGUACGGCCACCAAUGCGAACGUCUGUGGAGAACAGGGCUUUGCGGAGAUUAUAGAUUACUGCUUCCUUUGGGACAAAGAUUCCCUGCGCCGCCGUUGGCGGCCGCCCUCCAAAGUGUCGCUGCGGCAGCAGCUGGGCGCGACGGCGACGGCGGUGCCCACGUUGCUGCGAGGAGGGCACUGGCCCUCAGAUCACUUCCCUGUGGCGGUCGACCUUGUUCUUACUGCCCAGUGUUUGCAGUGA
This is a messenger RNA of Cladocopium goreaui, 1194 nucleotides long. The record is from the annotation of a GenBank genome assembly. NCBI's taxonomy places the organism in Eukaryota, Dinophyceae, Suessiales, Symbiodiniaceae.